Punctularia strigosozonata HHB-11173 SS5 is the source of this 573-nucleotide messenger RNA. RefSeq names its product NAD(P)-binding protein. The record is from RefSeq and is a predicted model, not a curated record. The coding region runs from base 1 to 573 and encodes 190 amino acids. The transcript is spliced from 5 exons. Lineage: Eukaryota; Fungi; Basidiomycota; Agaricomycetes; Corticiales; Punctulariaceae.
AUGAGCAACGAGGAAGCGAAAUCCUUGGUGAAAGAGAAGGCCGGUCGAUUGGAUGUCGUCAUCGCCAACGCCGGUAUAUUCCAUGCGUAUGGACCUGCGUACAAGGCUUCUGAGGAAGAGCUGAGGGAGCAUUUCGAGGUGAACGUCAUCGGCACCUUCGUACUGUUUAAAGCCGCUUUGCCGCUCUUAAAAUCGAGCCGCUCGUCUGGGUCCGCUCCGCCUAAGUUCGUCGCAAUGACGUCGCAAGGUGGUGGCCUCGAGCGAGGCGCAAGCGCGCUAUUCGGCACAGCGGUGUACGGCAUAUCGAAGGCGGCCUUGAACUACAUGAUCCGCAAGCUGUAUUAUGAGCACGAGAAGGACGGGCUGGUGAUGUUCCCUAUUUGCCCGGGCCACGUUGCUACGGAUAUGUCUGCCUUUGCCGUAGAGCAUGAACCAGCUUUAGGCGCGUCCCUGUCCGAAUUCAAGACCGUAGAUGAGACCGCACCGAUGCUGCUGAAAGUGAUAGACAAUGCCACGCAGGAGUCCGCGGGCGGUCAAUUCCUCAACUUCGAUGGAGCGAAGAAUCCGUGGUAA